AUGAAAGAGACCCUCGACCUCUGCGAAUCGCCCGCCAUUAAAGGGGAGACGAGGUUCUGCGCCACCUCCCUGGAGUCCAUGGUCGACUUCACCACCACCCAGCUUGGAACCAACAGCCUCAACGUCCUCUCCACCUUGGUUCACCAAGAGAAGAGGAGCAAGCAGCAGCUUGACCAGUCAUUUGUGGUUCAGCCUGGGAUUGUAAAGAUGGAGUCCCCUGCUGCAGUGGCGUGCCACAGCAAGCUGUAUCCUUACGCAGUCUUCUACUGUCACAAGACCAUGGAUUCCAGGAGCUACAUAGUUCCAUUAAUGGCGGAAGAAGAUGGGAGCAGCGCAGCGGUUGUGUGCCACGACGAUACAUCGCAUUGGGACCCUAGACAUGCCAUCUUUAAGAUGCUAGGAGUGGAGCCUGGGACUAAACCCAUCUGCCAUUUCCUUCCUCCCCACCAUUUUCUGUGGGUCUCGAAGCAGCAGCCAUGGCUGCCCACUUCGAAGAAUAUUAGCUUACUAGCUAGCUAGUUGCAGAUAGUGGUGAUGGGGAGAAGGUUACUCUUUCAUAUUUG
Molecule: messenger RNA, 563 nt
Organism: Nymphaea colorata (pocket water lily)
Lineage: Eukaryota; Viridiplantae; Streptophyta; Magnoliopsida; Nymphaeales; Nymphaeaceae
Product: BURP domain protein RD22-like
Exons: 1
Coding region: 1-519 (172 amino acids)
Source: RefSeq, a predicted model, not a curated record